AAAAUGCAGCCGAAAUUAAAAGCCGGUGGGGGUUUAUUCUCCUAUUUUAAGACUGAAAAGGGCCGGAAGCUGGUCUUCUAUGCGGCGGGGGCCACCACAGUGGGUCUCUUUGUGGGCAACUUCCUGCCGCACACGUUUGGCCUGAAGUAUUACCGGGAAUUCGUGCAGUGCUACCAACACGGCGUGGAGCGUCCUGUGCCGGAGGCAGUGCAGCAGCGCCUGGAGAAGGCCCUGGAUAAGCUGGGCCUGACGCCCUUUGAGCGCAAGUUCGUGAAGCCCUUCACCGUCUUUGGAUUCGAUUUGUUCCAGGCGGGCACCACCAAGUUGCGAUUCGGCGGCGCCCUCGGGAUUCCCGUCAACUAUGGCUAUGGCAGCACGGAGGAGAUCAAGCGAGCGGACAUUCGCUUCAGGGACCAACAGAUCAACUGGAGCUCUCCGAGCGGCAAGCUCCUGGAACAGGCCAUCGUUCUGAAUGACGAUGAGCAGAUUUUUGGUCUCAGUAAGGCGGUGCUGCAGCUGCAAACGCAUCGGGUGCUGCUCAACUCGAUCUUCCCCAGCGUUAGCUUCUUAAUGGUCUACACCAUUGGUCACUUCCUGAACCUGCGGCUGGAUCUAUUCGCCCGCCAUGGAAGCGUUCGCUUUGUGCUAUACAGCAUUCUGGGUCUGUUUGGCCUGGGCAUCUGGUCCUUUAUGAAGGACUACAACCAGGUGGCCACGGACGCAGAGAUCGACAAGCGGCUGGCCAGCAUGGGUGCUCAGUUUGUGGCCGCCGGAGCCGGUUACUAUGACAAGCAUUUAAAGAAGAACAUUGCGCUGAGGGAUCUGAUUGGCGACGACACCUACACCGCCCUGGGCAACGAGAACUAUAUGCUGCGCCAGAAAUCCAUGCCUCUAACAGCCCGCAAGUCCUUCUUCCUCGAGAAGCUGGAGGAGCUGAAGAAGGCGCAAGAAUCAGAAGCUCAGUAAGCUGGGUUAAUUGUUACGUUUUUAUUGCAAUAAUGAAGAAAAAAAAAUGUUUCCAAUUAUUUUACAAAUACGAGUAUCUUUAUGUGGUUUUAGCCUAUAACAAACAGUGGAUAGUUGUCCUUAG
Messenger RNA from Drosophila takahashii, 1090 nucleotides. RefSeq names its product transmembrane protein 177. NCBI's taxonomy places the organism in Eukaryota, Metazoa, Arthropoda, Insecta, Diptera, Drosophilidae. The record is from RefSeq and is a predicted model, not a curated record. Gene Ontology annotation, cellular component: membrane.